CCGCGAUGUAGUCCGGCAGUGGCAUUCCUACCGGCUAUAAAUCCUCACCGUCCGCGAUCCUAUGUCCUGGUAGCUCAUUAGUCUUAAUAUACGGCCACAAAAAUGCGGGAAACAUUUAUAUCAAUUCUCGCGUUGCUUGCCAUCGCUCCCUGCGCGAAAUGUUCCGAUGUCGGCAAGGACGGCUUCAAUUUCUAUAAAGAUUACUUGCGUGCACGAACUGAUGACGUCAUGUCGGAAGGACCUGCAUCUGGGGAGCGCAUGUUAUACUUCUACCGGACUCCUCUAUCGCUGUAUCCCGGUCUUCUUCCAGCCGUUGAGCAAGAAUACAGAAAGAGAACUGGGAACGCAUUCAAGAAUCACAUGUUAAGUAAGGAGCUCUGGUCUGGCGAUUCUUUGGGCAAGCGUGGCUCUAAAACUGCCAUCUCUCUCAUCAUGCAAGGGAAACAUCCCUACUACGCGGAAGAGGGACACUAUUGUCCGUACGGCAAAAGGGGGUGGUGGUGAUAGUACCGAGAGUCCUCGCGUAGACAACAAUAUGGAGCCUGUAGAGUAGAAGAAAUUAUAUAAUUAUUAUAUAUGUUGCAUAUAUCUUCAUUAGGCACUCUAUAUAUAUUAUGUACUAGUCACUAGUUGUUAUCUGUAUACUUAGAACAUUAUUUGUGAUCGUAUUAUUUCAAAUGUAUGAAAACUAAAUUGCAAAAUAUGUUUGAUCGAAAUAAAUUGUGAAAAUUACUUUCUGA
Messenger RNA from Spodoptera frugiperda (fall armyworm), 740 nucleotides. RefSeq lists its product as uncharacterized. Bases 103 to 504 code for a protein of 133 amino acids. The record is from RefSeq and is a predicted model, not a curated record. NCBI's taxonomy places the organism in Eukaryota, Metazoa, Arthropoda, Insecta, Lepidoptera, Noctuidae. The transcript is spliced from 6 exons.